This is a messenger RNA of Oryctolagus cuniculus (rabbit), 4479 nucleotides long. NCBI's taxonomy places the organism in Eukaryota, Metazoa, Chordata, Mammalia, Lagomorpha, Leporidae. The record is from RefSeq and is a predicted model, not a curated record.
UCAUCACCAUCUAAGCAAUUUAUAAAGUCAGAUGACUCAGGCCAGCAUGUGGCACAAUGGGUUAAGCUGUAGCCUAUGACUCUAGCAUCCCAUAUGGGAGCACUGGUUCAAGUUCCAGCUGCUCUACUUCUGAUCCAGCUCCCUGCUAAUGUGCCUGGGAAGGCAGUGGAAGAUGCCAAGUACUCUGAGCUCCUGCCACUGACAUAGGAUACAUACUUGGAUGGAGUUCUUGACUCCUUGCUUUAGCCUGACCCAGCCUGGCUGCUGUAGCCACUUGAGAAGUGAGCCAGCAGAUUCUGCCUCUCCCUUUCUCUCUCUGUUGCUCUGCCUUCCAAAUCAAUCAAUCAAUUUUUAGAGCAAAUAAGGUCAGAUUACAUAAACAUACAGGAAUCUGAAGCAUGGUAAACAUUUCCCUAAUUUAUAGGUAAUUUAUAAGCAUUCAAAAUUUCACUCAAAUAGGGUGAUUUUUACAUUUCUAAAGAAAUUCUAUUGCCUUUAUUUGGUUAUUAUUGUUAGAACUAAGAGGAUUUUUAAAAAUUAAACAUUUAUUUAUUUGAAAGGCAGUUACAGAGAGUCAGAGGCAGAGAGAGAAAGAGAGAGGUCUUCUAUCUGCUGGUUCACUCCCAUGUGGGUGCAGGGGCCCAAGCACUUGGGCCAUCUUCUACUGCUUUCCCAGGCCACAGUAGAGAGCUGGAUCAGAAAUGGAGCAGUCAGGUUGUGAAUUGGUGCCCAUAUGGGAUGCCGGCACCACAGGCUGGGGCUUUAACCUGCUGAGCCUCAGCACCAAGCCCUGUUUUCUGUUUUUAGUUUUAAAAUAAGAUUCUGUGUAUCUCCACUAUUGCCUUAUUAGUUGCAGUUCUUUUUUUUUAAUAGUGCUUGACAAUGCAUCUUUAACUCCUCAUAAUCUAUCUUUAAAUCAAAUCUUGAAGAUAGCAUUGUGGUGCAAUGGGUUAGGCCACCACUUACUACCUGGGCAUCCCAUAUGGGAAGGCCAGUUUGUGCCCCUGUUGCUCUGCUUCUCAUCUGUCUUCCUGCUGAUGCACCUGGGAAGGCAGUGGAAGAUGUCGAGAUUACUUGGGCCUUGGUCACUCAUGUGGGAGACCAAUAUGGAGUUUCAGGCUCCUGGCUUCAGCCUAGCCCAGCCCUGGUUGUUAUGGCCAUUUAUUUGGAGGUUGAACCAGCAGAUGGAAAAUUGAUCUCCUCUCUCUCUCCCUCCCUCUCUCUCCCUCCCUCCCUUCCUCUCUCCUUCUCUCUCUCUUUCUCCCUAUCUGCCUUUCAAAUAAAAUAAAAUAAAUCGUCUUUAAAAAUUUCAAAAUCUUACAAUAUCACACUUGUAGUUCCCUCCCAUUCUUUUGCUACUGUUGUCAUACUUUUUUUAAAAAAAGAUUUAUUUAUUUGAUAGGUAGAGUUACAGAAAGAGAAAAAGGUCUUCCAUCCACUGGGUCACUCCCCAAAUGGCCGUAACGGCUGGAGGUGGGCCGAUCCAAAGUCAGGAACCAGCAGCUUCUGGAUCUCCCAUGUGGGUGCUGGGGCCUAAGGAUUUGGGCCCUCCUCCACUGCCUUCCCAGGCCAUAGCAGAGAGCUGGAGCAGAAGAGGAUCAGCCACAACAUGAACCGGUGCCCACACGGGAUGCUGGCAUUGCAGGUGGCAGCUUUACCCGCUAUGCCACAGUGCCGGCCCCCAUACACUUUACUUCUACAGCUCAUUUGUAUUAUUUUUGCUUUGAAUAGUUAUACAAUUUUUUAAAUGAGAAAAACAUACUUAUCCACAUUUCUAUUAAGCUUUGGCAUUUUCUUCCUUUGUGUAGUCUGAAUUUGUGUUUGGAAUCAUUUUCCUUCAGCCUGAGGAAGCAAUUUUUAUAGUGCAUGCAUGCUAGCAGGCAUAUUCCCUCAACAGGCUACACUUGCCUAUAUUUUGCCUUCGCUUUUUAAAAUUUUCUGUUUAUUUUCAAUGUGGGUGAAAGGCCAAGAGAGAAGAAGAAUACAAAUCUCCCAUCUGCUGGUUAACUGCCCACAACUGCCCAGGCUGGACCAGGCCAAAACGGGGAGUCAGCAACUCAGUCUGUGUCUCCCACAUGAGUGGUAGGGGCUUGACCACUUGAGUCAUCACCUGCUGCCUCCCAGGCCAUUUAUGAUCAGGGGGCUGGAAUCGCGAGUGGCAGCAGCGCCAGAAGCCAGGCACCAAUAUGGAAUGCAGGCAUCCCGAGCGGUGGCUUAGCCACUACACCAUAUGUGUGCCUUGUGUCUCACCUUGCAAGAUACACAGGCGUCUUCUGAACAUACAAUACACUCUACAGGUAAUAUUCCCUUGUUCUCUGACUUGAAUUGUUUUUUAUGAACAGUCAACAAUAAUUAUUAAUGUUAUAUACAAUUGUCUGAUUUUUAACUGUCUUGUCACUACCUUUUUAAAAAAUCUGAUGUACCUUUAUCAAGCUUGGAGUUCCUUUUACUUCUUAGAUGCUUAGGUUUAUAAUUUUGUAUUAAAUUUCAAAUUUUUCAGUCCAUAUGUCUUCAGAUUUUCUUUCUGCUACUCUCCUUCCUCUGCUUCUUGGAUUCUAAUUAAAUACAUAUUAUAUUGCUUGACAUGGUUCCAUAGGUCACUGAGCUUGGUUUUUCUUUUUUUUUUUUUUUAAGAUUUUUAAAUUUAUUUGAAAGGCAGAGUUGGAGAGAGAGAGACAGACAGACAGAUCUUCCAUCAGCUGGCUCACUCCCCAAAUGGCUGGAGCUGAGCUGAUCUGAAGCCAGGACCUCCCACAUGGGUGCAGGCACUGGAGCACUAGGGCCAUCUUCCACUGCUUUCCUAGGCAUAAUAGCAGGGAGCUGAUCAGAAGUGGAGCAGCCAGGACUUGAACUGGCGCCCAUAUGGGAUGCUAACACCACAGGUAGUGGCAUCACCCACCACGCCACAGUGCUGGCUCCACUUGUCUCAUUUUUUAAGACCUUUUCCUCUGUGCUUCCAUUUGAAUCUACUGUCUGUUCUUCCUAUGAUCUUCCUUAUUGGUGGAGUGUAGACUUGAAUUUUUCUUUGCAGGAUUAUAAAACUAAAGAAAAGGCCACACCUCUUUUUGUGAAUUUUCUUAAUCUCUGCCUCACUUAAGGAUGAAUCCACAGAGAGCCAUGCAGUCCAAGCGCGAAUGUGAGCAAUGGUGUGAGAGGGUGAAUCCAGAGAACAAGGCGGCCCUAGAGGCAUGGGUCAGGGAGACGGGCAUCCGGCUGGUGCAGGUGAAUGGGCAGAGGAAGUAUGGCGGGCCACCCCCAGGCUGGGUGGGCUGCCCACCGCCGGCCGGGUCCGAGGUGUUUACAGGGCAGCUGCCCCAGGACGUGUUCGAGCACCAGCUGAUUUUGUUCCAGAGCGUGGGCCACCUCUACGAAUUCCGCCUAAUGAUGACCUUCAGGGGCCUGAACCGCGAGUUGUCCUACGCCUGCUACAGCUCACAGCGCGGCGCACAGGCCGCCAUUGCCACGCUGCACAGCCACCCGCUGCGGCCUUCCUGCCCGCUGCUGGGGUGCCGCAGCACGGAGAAGUGCGAGCUGAGUGUGGACUGUUUGCCGCCGUGUCUGAGCCAACACGCGCUGCUGCUCGCGCUGCAGCCACUGGGCCCCGGCCUGCAAGAGGCGCUGCUGCUGCCCAGCCCCGGGCCGGGGCUCAGGCAGAUCGCACUGCUCAAGUUCAGCUCGCACCGCGCUGCUGCUAUGGCCAAAAAGGCCCUGGUGGAAGGGCAGUCCCGCCUCUGCGGAGAGCAGAUGGCUGUGGAGUGGCUCAAGCCAGACCUGAGACAGCGACUGUGCCAGCAGCUUGUGGGUUCCUCAUUGCGGUACCUUCAGCCUGAGGGCAACCGAUUGGCCCUGGCCAGGGACAAGCUAGGGUCUCAAGGAGCUCAGGCUGCCCUGCAGCUGCUGUGCCAACGAAUGAAACUGGGCAGCCCAGUAUUCCUCACCAAGUGUUUGGGCAGGGGCCCUGCUGGCUGGCACCGCUUCAGGUACCAGGUGGUGAUCCCUGGGCAUCCAGUGCCCUUCAGUGGCCUCAUCUGGGUUGUGCUACCCACAGGUGGGCAGGAUGGGCAUGAGACAGCCAAGGAUGCCGUGUCUGCACAGCUGCUAGAGGCCCUGGGUGAGUCUGGGGCCAGCCUCCUGUGGUCUGCUGGGGCUGAGGCAGGUACCAUAGUUAAGCAGUCAUACACACACACACACACACACACACACCCCGUCCUCUCAACAGAGGCAGCCUACAACGGUUGGCAGAGCCUGUGUCAGUCCCCAGCCCAGCAGGCCUGGGCAGCCGACUAGCUGAUUUAAGAAAGGGAAAGGCACCUUGGCCUGAUAGCCUCCCUGUUGGGACAUAGCCCAGUGUAUCUAGGGCAGCUCAGGUUUGGCUUGAGUUACGCUGCUGGGCCUUGUCCUCUCCCCUCUGAGUCCCCACCUAACCCAUGGUCUUCCCUUUGUGACACCCACCCUGCCCUUCCCUGCCACUCCUUCCUG